Lithohypha guttulata is the source of this 1218-nucleotide messenger RNA. RefSeq lists its product as uncharacterized. Lineage: Eukaryota; Fungi; Ascomycota; Eurotiomycetes; Chaetothyriales; Trichomeriaceae. The record is from RefSeq and is a predicted model, not a curated record. The coding region runs from base 1 to 1218 and encodes 405 amino acids. The transcript is spliced from 2 exons.
AUGAAUGCGAUACCACUCACCGUGGCUGAGGCCGAGCAGCUCGUCGAUGAAGCGACUGGCAGUCCUCAUGGUGCACGGUUCGAAACCGCGGAGUUCGAAUUAGUGUAUGUUGCUGCAACCACGGAGGGUCUGCUGGACGAUGCCGCUGACGAUCUGAGUAUAGACCAGACACCAAAUGCCCAAAUAGGGGCAGAAACAGCCGAAGAAGCUGAUUAUAUCGACCACCUUCUAGAGCAAGACAAGGUCCGACCAGUGUCACAGGAUGAUGACACUGAGCCUGUCGUGUUCGCCGUGAAUGAUGGAUCACACGCGCCAGACUAUACACUACCUCGUCUGAGGUACGAUCCUACAGCACCCGGCAACGCAGUAGCAGAGGAUUUCGCCAGCUACGAACCUGGUUCUGUGCUGCCAGCCGAAAUGAUCCCCCAGUACGCGGAUUACUUGACCGAAUCUCCAGUUGGAAUGGAGGAUGAUAUCCACACGGCGAUGUCAACGCCUGUGAACCACACAUUCCGCAAUGCACGAAACUCGGUCGAAGUGACGAUGGAUCAGUGGCAUGCGAGGCGUCUACAGCGGUCAGAACUACCGCCACGACCAGCUCGCACCACUGCUCCUUUACUCACCCUCAUCAUUCCCACGGAUGUCGCCAGGACAGGCACAUCGCAUAUGUACCCACCUCGGCGCCCAAGAACGCCAUCUUCACGACACCGACUAUGCGGGAGUUCCUUACUCAGCCAGGUCAAGAACGUCGUCACCAAGACAAAGAACAAGCUCCUAGGACGACACAAGGGCGUUGAUAGCCGUCUCCUGCCGUCAAAGACAGACGCGCUGGCCGACAAGUGGGAUGAGGACGAGUACUACACCAUUCUCGUUCGUCAUGGUGACGACGGAGAAGAAGUGAGUCCAUACACCACCUCGUCACCACCGCCACCUCGUCGCGCAUUUGAUGUGCAGCGACAUCCCCUCACACCUGUGCAAGUGCCACUGCUAGCUGCACCUCCUACGACACCACUCCCAUCUCUAUUUCCUCCACGACCACUACGGCGGACUAGCAGAAUAGACUUCGCCAACACACCUGUACCAGAUCUAGGUACGCCAGCACCACCACAAGCACCUAAGAAGAAGCUUGCGGUAAUGAAAGAGCGAGGUAUUGAAGAGAUUCACUUCGAUUGGGACUCCAGUGACGAUGAAGAUGAAGAAGCAGACGAGGAAAUCUAG